AUGGCUGAAAGUGGUGGGAAAGAAGAAAUAAAAUGGACGACUACAGUUAUUAUUAGCUCGUCUCUUAAGACCUAUGAAAUUGCAACUGCCCUAGAAAAUCAAAGCCACAAGAUUCGGUAUUCAGAUACAGUGGAAAAUGGAUCAAUCAUAUUUUCUCUUUCUGGAGUUGCAUUUUUAUUAAUGGACGCUAAAGAAUGCAUUAUGUCAGCUGAAGAAAUAUUUAUAAACAAAAUUGAGAAGUUUAUUAAUAUUCACAAAAAUAGUUUUUUGGUUUUGUUUGCUGCCCUCCAUGGGCCUGAAGAAUGGAAACUGAUGUUCAGGAUUCAGCAGAGAUUCCUGGGAAGUAACUUACGGAUACUUCCAGUACACAACACAGCAAAUGCUAUUAGUCUUAUGUGCACUAUUGCCAAGACUACCUCCAAACCAUACAUAGAUAGCAUCUGCUAUAGAAUGAUAACAACUAAAGCUUACAUCAUAGAACAAAGUCCUGUUUGGAAAAUGCUUCAAAAGAUAAAACUGGGUGGAGAUGCAAUUAACCCGAAUUAA
Marmota monax (woodchuck) is the source of this 546-nucleotide messenger RNA. It is a transcript of the gene CUNH1orf146, whose product is annotated as chromosome unknown C1orf146 homolog. The coding region runs from base 1 to 546 and encodes 181 amino acids. The record is from RefSeq and is a predicted model, not a curated record. The transcript is spliced from 5 exons. Gene Ontology annotation, biological process: synaptonemal complex assembly; reciprocal meiotic recombination. Lineage: Eukaryota; Metazoa; Chordata; Mammalia; Rodentia; Sciuridae. Gene Ontology annotation, cellular component: chromosome.